AUGAAUUAUCCCAUGCUGCUGCUCUUCUACACCUGCUCCAGCGCGAGAUUUGGUCUGUACAGUGCACUGUACGUCCUGCCCGAUUCUGAAGCGCGCAUCCUCCAACGUAUGCGUGUUUUCAUUGUUUUCCGGCAUCACCCGGUCGUCGUCGCUUCAUCGCAGACUGCGUCGAGCACUGAGCGCAACCCCAGCAUCUGGACGAACGGGGAAAAUAUCCUGGAUUCCGAUCUCCGUGUCUGUUGUACUGUUGCUACUUCCUCCCAGAAGCUCGGCCGCGCCUCGACCUUCGUCCAUCUCAACCAAAUUCGCCUUCGCCAGCACAACCAACGCGGAACAGAUCAACUUCACUCCCCCAUGAUCAAGAUCGUCAAGCUCCUCGCUGUCGCCGCCGUCGCCACCAUCGUCCUGGCCACGCUGUCCCUGUCGGAGGCUGCGGCGCAGGCUCCGGCUCCGAUCCCGGCUGGCACCAAGUGGUCGUCGCGCAACUAA
Molecule: messenger RNA, 489 nt
Organism: Phytophthora sojae
Lineage: Eukaryota; Oomycota; Peronosporomycetes; Peronosporales; Peronosporaceae
Exons: 1
Coding region: 1-489 (162 amino acids)
Source: RefSeq, a predicted model, not a curated record